AUGGCUUUGGCUGUUCUCAAGCACGAAUUGGAUACUUGGGAUGCAGCUCUUCAAGCGUACGAUUCCGAGGACCUGGAUGGCGCUUUAAGUAUAUUCGAGAAAAUUUCGGAUACUUCCAAGGUCGCAAUGAAUGUUGGGUUGAUACACAUGUACCAAGGAAACUUUGGUCAUGCCAUCGCCAAAUUCACAGACGCGAUUGAACUUGACCGUUUCCUUGCCGUUGGGUAUUUUCAACGCGGAGUGUGCCAUUACAAGCUCAAAGCAAUGGAAAAGGCGUUGCAGGACUUUGUCGAUGCUGAAGUCAUGAUGAGAGGAAAUCAGGUUGUCUAUUAUCAAGAACUCGGCCUACAAUUCGAGUUGCAUACCGACAGAAUCCUUCUCGACCGUGGUCUUACCUUGAUACAGCUCGGGAGGUAUGAUGACGGUAUGAAGCUGGUAUGGGAGUCGGGUUCACUCAAAGAAGAGAACUCCGAGAUAUAUGCAAUGGUAUGUGCAUUCAGCGGUACUUAUUCAUGUACCAACGGACUGGCUCUUUCAAAAGCCGACAGGACUAUUAUUUCGCCCUCCCGCAAGUAA
This is a messenger RNA of Lentinula edodes (shiitake mushroom), 576 nucleotides long. RefSeq lists its product as uncharacterized. The record is from RefSeq and is a predicted model, not a curated record. The transcript has 4 exons. Bases 1 to 576 code for a protein of 191 amino acids. Gene Ontology annotation, molecular function: protein binding. NCBI's taxonomy places the organism in Eukaryota, Fungi, Basidiomycota, Agaricomycetes, Agaricales, Omphalotaceae.